AUGGGAACUGCUGAAAACAACAGUGACCUCAAAAAACUCCACGCAGUGGAGCUUAACCUGUGCAACAAGGACAUGAUGGCAGAAGACACAUUUGAUCACAGUAUUAUUUCUGUUGGAGAAGAGGAAGGAGUGGGCAAUUUCCAACGUUCUCUCCCAACACAAGAGUCACUCCGAUCCCCUCGGGGCUCUGUUGUGAGUUUCCAUAACAUCCAGUACUCCAUUAAGCAGUCCAGUGGAUUCCUAUGUAAACGGAAAACUGUGGAAAAGAAGAUCCUUCAUAACGUUUAUGGCAUUAUGAAGCCAGGCUUGAACGCUAUCCUGGGGCCAACGGGGAGCGGCAAAUCUUCUCUCCUAGAUGUGCUGGCUGCCAGGAAGGACCCUGCAGGCCUGUCUGGAGAAGUGCUUAUAGAUGGCAUCCCACAACCUCCAAAUUUCAAGUGCAUCUCAGGAUAUGUUGUGCAGGAUGACGUUGUCAUGGGCACAAUGACGGUGAGGGAGAACCUGCACUUCUCUGCUGCCCUGCGACUCCCCAGCUCCAUCAGUGUUAAAGAGAAAGAAGACCGAGUCACCCAGAUAAUCAGCGAGCUGGGAUUAAGCAAAGUGGCUGACGCUAAGGUGGGAACCGAAUUGAUCCGGGGAGUUUCUGGAGGGGAACGGAAGAGAACCAACAUUGGGAUGGAGCUCAUCACAGAGCCACCAGUCCUUUUUCUGGAUGAGCCAACGACUGGCCUUGAUGCCAGCACAGCCAAUGCAGUCCUCAUCCUCCUGAAGAAGCUCUCAAGAAGAGGGCGAACCAUCAUAUUUUCUAUCCAUCAGCCCCGCUAUUCCAUAUUCAAGCUGUUUGACAGUCUGACGUUACUAGCUUUGGGAAAGGUGCUGUACCAUGGUCCUGCAAAGCAGGCCCUGGAGUACUUUAGUUCUAUUGGAUAUGAAUGUGAACCCUUCAACAAUCCAGCUGAUUUCUUCCUUGAUAUCAUAAAUGGUGAUUCAACGGCUGUGGCAGCAAACAAGGAAGAUCACAGACCUGUGGGCACAGGAAAAGAGGUCAGCAGUGAAAAUGAAGUGGCAGAAGAUAACAUGGACAGCAGUGUGGUAGAUGUGCUGCACCAGAAGUAUCUCAACUCCAGCCUGUACCAGAGCACAAAGGAAGCACUGGCAAAAGUGGAGCUUGGACGGGGAAGCAAGCAGAGAAUAUCCAAGCAGGGACAUGAGAUUACCUAUGCAAAUGGAUUCCUCACCCAGCUGUACUGGGUGUCCAAGCGUUCCCUGAAAAACCUCAUCAGGAACCCACAGGCCUCCAUUGCACAAAUUGCAGUGACCAUAAUUCUAGCCUUGGUUGUGGGGGCUAUCUUUUUCGGUGUAAAAAUGGAUCGAAGUGGCAUUCAGAACCGGGUUGGAUCCUUGUUUUUUGUCACCACAAACCAGUGUUUUUCCAGUGUGUCUGCAAUUGAGCUGUUCAUCAGAGACAAGAAACUAUUCGUCCAUCAGUACACCAGUGGAUAUUACCGUGUGUCUGCCUACUUCCUGGCCUUGAUGAUAGGAGAUCUGCUGCCCAUGAGAACUGCUCCAGCCAUCAUAUUCUCAUGCAUCAGUUACUGGAUGAUUGGAUACCAAGCGGUUGCAGGCCGGUUCUUCUUCUUCAUGCUGACCCUGGUACUGGUUUCCUACACUGCCACAGCCAUGUCUCUGGCUAUCAGUGCUGGGAUGGACGUGGUGGCUGUGGCCAACCUGCUCAUCACUAUUUGUUUUGUCCUGAUGCUUAUCUUUUCAGGCCUCCUAGUAAACCUGCCUUCUGUAAUGGGCUGGCUGAACUGGCUCAAGUACUUCAGCAUCCCCCGAUACGGCCUCACUGUGAGUAGAAAAGAUCUCUACUUCUGCGGUGGGAAGAAUCUAAGCGUUACAGCAUCUGUGGGCGAUGCAGGCAGUUGUCUCCCUGAUAUUUCACGAGAAAUGUGUUCUGGCGAAGCAUACCUGUGCAGCCAAGGAAUCGCACCUACCAACUGGGCGAUGUGGGAAAACAUAGUGGCGCUCUUCUGCAUGACUCUUAUCUUCCUUAUCAUUGCCUAUGCAAAACUCCGGUUUAUGAGAAAGUUCACAUAG
Egretta garzetta (little egret) is the source of this 2100-nucleotide messenger RNA. RefSeq names its product broad substrate specificity ATP-binding cassette transporter ABCG2-like. The transcript has 15 exons. The record is from RefSeq and is a predicted model, not a curated record. Gene Ontology annotation, cellular component: plasma membrane. Bases 1 to 2100 code for a protein of 699 amino acids. Gene Ontology annotation, molecular function: ATP hydrolysis activity; ATP binding; ABC-type transporter activity. Lineage: Eukaryota; Metazoa; Chordata; Aves; Pelecaniformes; Ardeidae.